Molecule: messenger RNA, 951 nt
Organism: Gavialis gangeticus (Gharial)
Lineage: Eukaryota; Metazoa; Chordata; Crocodylia; Gavialidae
Gene: RAB17
Product: RAB17, member RAS oncogene family
Exons: 6
Molecular function (GO): GTPase activity; GTP binding
Source: RefSeq, a predicted model, not a curated record
UUUACUUUACCUUUAAACUUUUACGGAGGCUGUGACAGAUCUUGCGGAGCAGCUUCCCUAUUGGAGAAAGCACUUGGUUGUGCUUGUGGAGUUUCGCUUUUUAAUUUGCUCAGAUUCAGCUUGUUUAUGCAGCUGCACAGCAUUUCUCAGCCAGCCUGGCUUCAGUGGACUGAAGUCUUUCCCCCUUAGAAGAAAAAUAGCUGAUAGAAAGGAUAUGGCACAGAGAAAAAUGGGGAAGGAGAUGACUGUCACCUCAGAUGGACAUCACUCAAAGCCAACGUAUGUUUACAAGGUGGUUCUCUUAGGGAGCAUGGUGGUGGGAAAGUCAAGCUUAGCUUUCUGAUAUGUGAAGAAUAGCUUCAGGGAAACAAUGCCGACUGUUGGAUGUUCUUUCUUCAAACAGAUGAUACAUUUAGAGACUGCCAAUGUUAUGUUUGAGAUCUGGGAUACUGCAGGUCAAGAGAAGUACCAUAGCAUUUGUCAUCUUUAUUACAGGGGUGCUAGAGCUGCUGUACUGGUAUAUGAUAUUUCUAGAAAGGAAACUUUUAAAAGAGCAAAGCUGUGGUUGAGGGAAUUAGAGAAGGACUUUCUUCAUGAUGAAAUAGCGAUCAUUUUAGUUGGCAAUAAGACAGAUCUUGCAACUGAAUGAGAAGUCACAUAAGAGGAGGGGAAAGAAUUUGCAAGAAGCAAAGGCCUACUGCAUGCAGAAACAUCCGCAAAAUCCAACCACAAAGUGACUGACGUUUUUAUGGCCAUAGGUCAUCGUAUCAUACUUCCUUACUGUUCCCUCACAUCUAAUUUCUGCUUGGUUACGUGGAUACCACAAGGCAGAAUUUGGCUCAAGGAAGUAAGUGGAGGUAAAGUGGCAAUGAAAAGAGUGAAGUUCGGGGAACUGAAAGUAAAAAUUUCCACGCCCAGUGGGAUAUGUAUGUGGUCAUAAGUUUGUUAACA